AUAAGUAUUGAUGUCAAAGGAAAAGAAAACUGUGUGAAUUAUGGACCACAAACCCUCUUUUUUAUCAUCACUACAAAGGGAACCAUUUCCUGUCCUUCAUUGAGUUGUCACAAAGGUCUUACUAUGUCAAAUGUUGCAUGGUACAAGAAUGGGAAAAAAGUUAUAGUAAGGCAUGAAAGACCAUCAUUGAAAUUAACCAACAAGGACAUUAUUUUGAAUACAAUCUACGAUAAAGACUCAGGACUUUAUACAUGUGAUUAUGUUGUUUAUACAAAUGGAAGCAAAACUACUGUGAGAUCCUCUAUCAAAGUUGACACUGGUGCCAAUAACACUCGCUAUGCUCCUAAUAUUUUACAACCCAAAAAUGGCAGUCAUAUUGAAGCCGAGCUUGGAAACCCUCUUCAACUUACAUGUAGAGUACGCUUUGGCUAUGAGCAGAACUUUAAGCCACAUAUAAAAUGGACAAGCCAGCAUCCCCAAUCCAAAGAAAAGCUCAUUGAACAAACACAAAAUUGUAACAAUGAAAAAGAUGUUGUGGGCACUCACUGUGUCCUGACAACGACUCUGGAUGAAAUAACGUCAAAGGAUCUGAAUGCUGUUUAUCGUUGCUAUGCUCAGAAUUUAGUUGGAAAUGCAAUAGCACAGAUUACUCUACUAAGAAAACAAACAGAUAGAGUAUUCUUUGUGUAUGUACUAUCUAUAUCCGUGACACUUCUUCUGUGUGCGCUAGCCGGCAGUGGGAUGCUGUAUUUAUACUGGAUUGAGAUUGUGCUGCUUUAUCGAAACCACUAUGCAAAGGAUGAGACUAUUAGAGAUUCCAAAGAAUUUGAUGCUUUCAUUUCAUAUGCAAAGCAGAGCUCUGAAACUCAUGCAUUGACUUGUGGAGACAGCUUUGAUGAAGAAAAAUUUGCAACUCAAGUGUUGCCGAGCGUACUAGAGGACAAAUAUAAUUACAAGCUCUGUAUCCUUGAUAGAGACAUUCUGCCAGGAGGAGCUUAUAUUGAAGAUGUUGUUGAAAUCAUAAAGAGGAGCAGACGAGUCAUUUUCAUUCUUUCUCAGGAAUACCUCAGUGGGCCAAGCUUGUUUGAGUUACAAGCAGCUGUUACCUGCUGUUUAGAAGAGCCACUGAAGUUAAUUCUUAUUAAAUAUAAGCCAUAUAAAGUACCAGAGACCUUGCCAAAUGUUGUCAAGAAAGCCCUAAAUGCUCUACCUGUGGUCCAUCGGAAACCGGGAUCUGAUGCUUCUUUUUAUGACACUAAGUUUUGGAAUAAGAUCAGGUAUUAUAUGCCAGUGAAAAAAUCCUAAUAACCAGAAAGCAGAUGAUUCAACUACCAAGAAAUCCAUUUCAAUGUUCUAGAAAAUAAAUUAGUUAACAUGACAAAAGUCAAUUGAAAAAAGACUAUUAGGUUUUCUUUACAACUCAACUCUAGUAGCAUCAUGCAUCAAGAAAGAGGAAUACAAAGCUGUAUGUUCCAAAGAAAAGCUUAAUGUAAUCAAGGGAGGAGAACAGUUGGAAAAACAGCACAAGUCCAUCAAGUUCAACCCUGCCAUCCAUCGUUUUUCGGUAGUACAAAAGGUGUUUUUAAAUAGAAAUAAGGACGUGGACAGAUGCACUAAUGAGAAGAAUAACCAUGUCUUGACCAAUAUUAUUUAUAAACUCAUCAAGUUAUUACUGAUAUAGACACUAUGUGAGCAAUA
Messenger RNA from Spea bombifrons (plains spadefoot toad), 1698 nucleotides. RefSeq names its product interleukin 18 receptor accessory protein (gene IL18RAP). Gene Ontology annotation, molecular function: interleukin-18 receptor activity. The annotation marks the transcript as partial. The transcript is spliced from 8 exons. NCBI's taxonomy places the organism in Eukaryota, Metazoa, Chordata, Amphibia, Anura, Pelobatidae. Gene Ontology annotation, biological process: interleukin-18-mediated signaling pathway. The record is from RefSeq and is a predicted model, not a curated record.